GGCGGCGACAGGCGGGGGCGGUGCGGGGCGGGCCGGGCCGGUCCCCGGCGCUAUAAAGGUUCCGGGGGCGGCAGCAGCGCGUCCCCUCCCGGCGGCGGCGGCGCGGAGCGGAGCGGAGCGGGCGGCGGUGCGGGCUGCGGUACCACCAGCAGCGGCGGCUUUGCGGGGCCGCGCCGGUGAGCGCCGCCGGGGCGGGGGGACGGGGCCGCGGACUCCGUGCGGGGCCGCAGCCGUCUGACACCCCAUCCCCCCGCAACUCUCCCCGCAGGUUUCGGCCACCCCCCGGACUCCCCUCCGGCUCUGCCCGUCCCUCCGCCUCCCUCUUCCCGCCCUCCCCCCCCCCGCCCCGUUUAGUUUUGUUUUUUUUUUUUUUUUAUCGCCUCCCCCGCCUCCCAUUUCUCCCAGCAACACCGCCCCCCCCCGCUCCGCGCCCCCCCCCCCGCCCCCCGCAGCAAGAUGGUGCAGAAGAAAUCAGAGAUCCCGGGUUUCCACCGCUCCUUCAAGGGACAAAACCCCUUUGACCUGGAGUUUGACCAGUCCAACCACCUGGAGCCCGUCUUCAACUUCGAGUGCCCGUCCCGACCCGACAUGCCUUCAAGUCAACCCAUCGAUAUCCCUGAUGCCAAGAAAAGGAACAAGAAAAAGAAGCGCUGCAGAGCCACUGACAGCUUCUCCGGCAGGUUUGAAGAUGUUUACCAGCUGCAGGAGGAGGUGCUGGGAGAAGGGGCCCAUGCCAGAGUCCAGUCCUGCGUUAACCUCAUCACCAACAAGGAGUACGCGGUGAAGAUCAUCGAGAAGCGCCUGGGACACAUCCGUAGCAGGGUCUUCCGCGAGGUGGAGAUGCUGUAUCAGUGCCAGGGACACAGGAACGUCCUGGAGCUGAUUGAGUUCUUCGAGGAGGAGGAGAGGUUUUACCUGGUGUUUGAGAAGAUGCGAGGGGGCUCCAUCCUGACCCACAUCCACCGGAGACGCCACUUCAACGAGCUGGAGGCCAGCGUGGUGGUGCAGGAUAUUGCCAGUGCCCUGCACUUUUUGCACAAUAAAGGAAUCGCACACAGGGAUCUAAAACCAGAAAAUAUUCUGUGCGAGAGCCCGGACCAGGUCUCCCCAGUGAAGAUCUGCGACUUCGACCUGGGAAGCGGCAUCAAACUCAACGGCGAUUGCUCCCCCAUUUCCACCCCGGAGCUGCUCACCCCCUGCGGCUCCGCUGAGUACAUGGCCCCAGAGGUGGUGGAAGCCUUCAACGAGGAGGCAUCCAUCUAUGACAAGCGCUGCGACCUGUGGAGCCUGGGCGUCAUCCUGUACAUCAUGCUGAGCGGGUACCCCCCCUUCGUGGGCCACUGCGGCUCUGACUGUGGCUGGGACCGGGGCGAGGCAUGUCACACCUGCCAGAACAUGCUCUUUGAGAGCAUCCAGGAGGGGAAGUACGAGUUUCCCGACAAGGACUGGGCGCACAUCUCCUUCGGAGCCAAAGACCUCAUUUCCAAGCUGCUGGUGAGAGAUGCCAAGAAGCGACUCAGCGCAGCCCAGGUCCUGGAGCACCCCUGGGUGCAGGGGUGCGCCCCAGACAAUACCCUGCCGACCCCCAUCAUCCUGCAGAGGAACAGCAGUGCCAAAGAGCUCACCUCCUUCGCCGCUGAGGCCAUCGCUGUCAACCGCCAGCUGACACGGCAUGACGAGGACGAGGAGGAGGAGGCGGAGGAGGAAGCACGACCCAUCAUCAUCAAAGCUACCUCACGGGCCAUGCAGCUCUCCCCCCCCUCCGAGUCCAAGCUGGCCAAGCGGCGGCAGAAGAGCAGCCUGGCCAAGGCGGUGGCUGCCGGGCAGCACCUGGUGGCCCCACUGGUCCUGGUGGCCGACCAAGCCUGAGCUGUGCCCCUCGGACCUGCUGUACCCUGUGUCCCUCUUCUUCCUUCUUUCUUUCUUCCCCGCGCCCUGCCCCCCCCACCACCCAAAACCCCACCGUUUCUGGCUAGUGACAAGAUCAGGACUCAUCCCUGUGGCUGGUUUCCAAGGUUUUGCUGAUCUUGUAGGUCUGGGGGUGGGAGGGUUUGUUUAAGAUCUUUCUUUUUUUUAAGGUAUUAAAUCAAGCGUGAGGUUGCUUCACCCAGGGCACACUCAAGAACAUCUGACAGACACACGGACUUUUGUUUCCCGACUCUUGGUUUCUCCUCUGACAUUUUUUCCCCCCUCCCGGACACCAAAGGACUCUUUGUAUCCGCGGCUGCUUUGACGAUUUCAGCUCAUUUCAUACUGUGAACAAAAGACCCUCGGUCGCGUUUUCAACAACGGGAGUCACGUUUUAACCUCGUCCCUCCCCUCGGAGCUGCAGGUCUUUCUCCGAUGUUGGGGUAGAUCCCACAACCCCCUCCCUCCCAGGGGCCCAAGAGGCACCUACUGGGUGCGGGGAGCCCCUCCGUCCCAUGCUCGGGGAUGUCCCCGGCUGCGCUUUGUGGGGACGCAGUGGGCAUUGUGCAGGGAACCGCUUGGGCUGGGGAGAUGGUGCCAGCGAGGGAGCAGUGCCCUGUCCCACCGAACCACCCUCUCUCCUCGGCAGCCCGUUUCCAGAAUAAGCUAUUCACCCCCUUUUUUUUUUUUUUUCUUUUUUUAGUUGUUCAUUUUAAACUGCUAGCUGUGCUUCUCUACAGGGCACGGAGAAAUGUCUUCCUUUCCUCCCAUGCUCCUGCCAGCAGCUCCCUGGGUGCAAGGUCAGAGCCGGGGGCGGGGGGGGGGGAACGACACACGGGACGGGACACAUGCAUGGGUGUCUGGGGCUGUGCUCUUGCGCCGGGUCGGGUGUUGCACCCCUGUUUUCAGAGGGGCUGCUCGCCAGUGGCUCUGCCGUCGUGGAGGCCCAAGAGGAGGUUGAGGUCUACAGGGUGGCCGGAGCAGCUAAAAAAAUCCCCACAAAACCCCUCUGGGAAUAGCAGGGAAAGCGAAGGACACCCCCUUAAAAAGUGUUGGGACCUGGCGCAGGGCAAUGUGACCUGGCAUGGCCUCGGGCUGGCCCCAAGGCUGCUGUGGCAGAGGGUCUGGGGACAGGGAGGGUGCCAAGGGAUGCCAGUGGGCAAGUGGCCGGGCUGGCGGCAGCCCCGGUGCAGGAGAGCAGCCCAGGAUGUGGGGCUGGAGGGUUUGGGGCCUGGGCAGCAGCGCCCGGUCAGUGCAGGGCUGACGGGGGAGAGCCGGGCGUGUGUGUUCACGCGUGUGCAUGUGUGUUCUUGCGUGUGCAUCCAUCUUCAUGUGUGUUCAUGCGUGAUGUUGCCCUUUCCUCGGAGCUUGCUUCAGGGAAGGGAGAGAAUGCGCGUAGGGAAAGGACUCGGAAUGCUGGAUUGGGACGAGGCCCUUGUUUGGGUUCUGCCGUGCAGGGCUGGAUCUGUCCGGGUGAGCAGUGCCUGUGCUGGGUCUCCAGCUCCUCCAAACACCCCCUGCCCCACACACCAAACCGCCGCUCCCCACCAUUGGGUGCUGCCGAGCUGCGCCCAUUGCCCUCCCUGCGUCUCCCAGGCCAGUGCAGUGGGAGGGAGGGUGCCCCCUCCGUUAGCCGUCUCCUCUCCCUUCCAAAACUCAAUGCUUUGGGCUUUAUAUUUUUGCAAAGCAGCCUCGGCCAGUCGCAUGUGCAGGGGAAGGCUUUGGGAGCUUCUUAGAGCUGGGGAAGAGACUUCCCCGGGUCUUCAGCUGAAGAGAGUCCCUGUCUCGGGGCGGGGGGAGUUCUCAUUUUUAUUUUAAGACUGCUGACAGCAAUACUAUGCAAUAUAUGUUGGGGUUUUUUGUUUCAGGGAGGUGUGUGUGAGUUAUCUCGGGAGACGAUGAUCUCGGGUGUUGAUGGAGUUUGGGGCAGGGACUGUCUUUUCUUGCCCCCCCCUCCAGGGAGGGCAGGUAUCCCCCCCCCCGCCCACAACCACCUUGCACUUGAGAUCUUCCCUCUCCCCCGGUGCCCCCAGUCCCACUGCACAGUGUAGGGAGGAGUGGGGUGGUGGCGAGGGGAGGCCCCCCCCCCCAGACCCCACAGGCACUGGGAUACCCGGGAGAGGCCUCCUUUAAAGGAAAAAAAAAAAAAAUCCAUCUUGAUUGUACAUUGUUACUUUUUAUAGCUUAUUUUGUUUUAUCAGUUGUAGAUAAUUCCUUGUUGUCUUAUAUUAAGAAAUACUUGAAUGAUGUACAGUACGCGAUGCCUUGAGCUGGUAUUGUGAAAGCUAUUGUUAAUGCUGCACGCCGCAGCCUUUUUUUUUGGUUUUUUUUUUUUUUUUUAAAGAAAAAAAAAUUUGUGGGAAGGGGCUGGCGGGGGGCUGUCUCUGAAAUUUUUUUUGUUCCCCCUGUGCUUUUAUUGGCAAACUGAGUUUCCCUCCUCUUCCCACGCAUAAGACCUAUCCCAUAUCUACGCGUACACACACACACACACACACACACACUCUCCUGAUGGCUGGCUCAGGGCCUGGGCCACCUGCGCUGUGCAGGAGCUCGUCCCCAUGGUUGUCCUCGUCCGGGGAUGCCGGCGGGUGCUGCGGGUGUUUGCAUGGAGGGGAUGGACCUGCCAGGGGCAGGCGCGGUGGGGGGUGAAGCAUCCGAGCUCUUUGCAGGUUGCUCAGCCCAGGUUUGGCUUUGCAUUUUGGUUUGGGGGUUCCCCUCGAGGGGGCGGGACCCAUGUCACUGGGGUGGCGACCCCCCCCAGCAGCUGUGGUGUGUGCGUGGCAGGGGCCCUGUGUUUAGAGAGCGUCCUUAAAUGCCUUUAGAGCCGGGGGAUCAACUCUGAAACGCCUCUAGUCCUCACUCGUGGUGGUGUUGGGCACCCCUGGGUGCCUCGGCAGCGUGGGGCCGGCACCGCAGCGGGCCGGCUGGGGAGAUGCUCGUGCUGGGGCUGGACGUCCCCUCCCCACUGCCAGCGCCUCUCCCGGGGUGGUUUUCCAGACAGAUGCUCCCCGACCUGGGCUCCAGCACCAGCGAACCCCUCUCGCCAACACCCUUCUGCCUCCUCUUCCUCUUUCAAAGCCUUUCCUCCACUAUAGAGCAUCUGUCUUGGAAAUCAACUUUGAAAAGUUGGGUUUUUUUUAUUUUAAGCUGGAAAUUUUAAGCGUUUUGGCUUCCUCUCCUUCCCCCCUGCCCUUCCUUCAGCUGACUAACUCGACUUAGAACUGGUUAGAAACGUUUACUGUGAAGCUAACUCUUUUUUUAUCAAAACAGGAGAAACUUUCUCCUCUUUACAACUGAUGAAGACUGCCAAAGCUGGUUUGACAAGAGUCACGUUAACACGCUGUUGGUUUGUACAAUGGCAGUCUCCACUCGGGGGCUGGCUGGAAAGUAAAAAUGAAAAUGGGGAAAAAAAAAAAAAAACUGACAAAAAAAGGAAAAAAAAAAAAAACAACAACACAAAAACAAGCACUUUACUGUAUGUACCAGGUGAACUGAUACAGCUGAAUUGAAGUUUUCCUUUAUAACAAUUGUUGAUGCCAGAAUUUUGUAUUCUGUUUUGUAAGAAUUUAAUAAAAAUGCAUUGAGACCUA
This is a messenger RNA of Chroicocephalus ridibundus (black-headed gull), 5498 nucleotides long. RefSeq names its product MAPK interacting serine/threonine kinase 2 (gene MKNK2). The transcript has 13 exons. Gene Ontology annotation, biological process: intracellular signal transduction; peptidyl-serine phosphorylation; protein autophosphorylation. Gene Ontology annotation, cellular component: nucleus; cytoplasm. Gene Ontology annotation, molecular function: calcium/calmodulin-dependent protein kinase activity; ATP binding; calmodulin binding. Bases 457 to 1869 code for a protein of 470 amino acids. Lineage: Eukaryota; Metazoa; Chordata; Aves; Charadriiformes; Laridae. The record is from RefSeq and is a predicted model, not a curated record.